This is a messenger RNA of Brassicogethes aeneus, 1218 nucleotides long. The record is from the annotation of a GenBank genome assembly. NCBI's taxonomy places the organism in Eukaryota, Metazoa, Arthropoda, Insecta, Coleoptera, Nitidulidae.
GUGACCUCUAGCGUUUCUAAGCAUGAAAUGUUUUAAUCGUUUAAUCGCCUUUUAACAAGACUUAUUUACUGAAUGAUAAUAUUAUUGACCUUAACUUAAAAUUCAAUUAAACAAUUAAAAAUUGUUUUUUUAAGUAGUGUGAGAUUUUUUAACAGAUACUCAAAUCCUAUAGGAACCAUGGUGCUAGACCCAAAAUCGCUUUUGGUUGAGAAGAAACACCUCCAUACGCCACCCCUAAGUGAAAUAGCAGAUUAUUUAAAUGAGGGAUUAAAAUCAAACUUUCAAGAUGUCAAAGUUGACGUGGUAGAUUGUCCUGACUUAACCCAACAACCCUUUACUCUAGCUGAUAAAGGUCUAAAUGGUGAUCCAAAAUUAGUUGAAGUUGGUGGUCCACCAUUCUUGCUACCUCUAGUCCAAAAAGACAAAGUUUACGAUGUCAAAGACAUUGCUAAACUGGCCCAUUCAGAUCCUGCAUUUGUUAUAGGGGCUGGUGCAGGUCCUCACCCCUACAUUGGAAAGAAUUGUGAAGGUGUUUACAACCUAAAAAUCACUAAUGGCACCAUUGAACAACACACCAGAAUAUCCAAGGUUGUUGAAGGCAGUGACAAACCUGUACAGGAAAUUUUGCCAAACACUGAAAGCAGAGUUGCUUUGCUUGCAAACUUCUUUGUUUCUGAAGGAAAACCUGGAAAAGUUCUUAAAGUGUCCGCAAGAAAGCGUAUAGGAGCGGAUGACUUCAUAGCUAGCAUCAGAAAAACCCUAAUUUCAGCGUACCCAGAGCAACUGGUGGGUUUAGGUGGUGCCUUCCUGCUUAAGGAAGGUAAAGCAAAACAGCACGUGAUGCCUGAUUUCUCCAAAACUCCGCUAAACAGCGAUGAUGACGUUAACAACUGGCUGAAUUUCUACAACAUGUCAGCUCCACUUGUAGCUGUUGGCACCUUAGUCAAUGGAGACGGGGGUUUGGAUUUGAGGGUUCAACAUUUCCACAGCUUUAGCCACCACGGGGAAGCUGGACACUACCAUAUUGAUACCACGCCAGACUUGGUCGAAUAUUUGGGAUAUUUCAAUGUUGGCGCGGAGAUUUAUCGCAUCGACAAACCAAAUAUUACUCACGCUUUUGGAAGAGACUAAUUUUACAAAUAAAAAGUUUAUUUAGCCUAAAAUAUAUAGUGUAUCUUUCUUCUUAUAUAAUUUCCUCUUGUAUACAAUAUAUAUGGG